Messenger RNA from Mangifera indica (mango), 2303 nucleotides. RefSeq lists its product as uncharacterized. The transcript has a single exon. Bases 168 to 2003 code for a protein of 611 amino acids. The record is from RefSeq and is a predicted model, not a curated record. NCBI's taxonomy places the organism in Eukaryota, Viridiplantae, Streptophyta, Magnoliopsida, Sapindales, Anacardiaceae.
AAUAAUUUAAACGGUCAUGCUCAUUAUUAUGUCACCUUUGAAUAGCCUCUCCCUCCUCCCACUUUUUUCCUCUCUUUCUUCUGUUCCUUGGCUUCAAAGUCUUCCUUUCUUGAUCAAUCAUCUCAUCAGUUUCACAUUCAAAACUUACCCUUCUCACUUCUUCAUCAAUGGCUGAUUCGCAGCACUUGUACGGCAAGACCCGCUUUUCACAGAACCUUACUAGACAGCCCGUUGGUGUUGGCCAAGUCAAGUCCUUUACUCACUUAUUCAGUAAGUUUCUUUUCUUUGCUCUCUUUCUUGUUGCUAUUCCAUUAUUCCCUUCUCAAGCUCCUGACUUUAUCAACCAAACUGUACUCACCAAGUUUUGGGACCUUUUUCACCUUCUCUUUAUUGGCCUUGCUGUGUCCUAUGGCUUGUUUUGUCGCCGGAAUGUUGCUAUGGACACUGAAACUCAUUCUAGCUAUGAUGAUCCGCAGUCAUUUGUGUCUAAUGUUCUUCAAGUUUCAUCUAUUUUUGGAGAUGACUCUGAUAAUACAUUUGGGUAUUCUGAGAACUACAAAGGGAAUUUUGCUGUGAAUAGUGAACAAACCAAUACCGGAUCUUUAAAUACUGCGAAUAAUGUUACUCAAGCAUGGAGUUCUCAAUACUUUAGGGGUGAAUCCAUGGUUGUAAUAGAUCAACCGAGUCAGGCUUUUAAUGAACAUGCUUAUAAACCGUUGGGUUUACCAGUUAGGAGUCUCAGAUCAAGAUUAAGUAACCAAGGUAGUCCUGAGAUUUGCAAUAGAAGUGAAUCUAGUCCAGCCUCGACGGAUUCAUCACAUAAUCUUUCUUCUAGUCAUGUGGUUAGGAAUGAAAACUUUGGUCACUUGGGUCCUUUGAACUUGGAGAAUAAGUUCAAUGAAGCUGCUGGUUUAUCUUCAUCAAUUCCAUGGCGUUCCAGAUCUGGGAGAAUGGAAACCAGAAAAGAUGCAGAUAUUGCUACUCAUGCUUCACACUUUAGGCCUCUCUCUGUUGAUGAAGCUCAGUUCGAAUCCCUGAAAUCACAGUCCUUUUGGUACAGUGAUUCUUACUCUUCCCAACCCUGUUCAAUGUCCAAUUCGCCUAGCAGGCUCUCUUCCUCAGGCACUCUUUCUUCAGAGUUGGAAAAGUUGAAAAUGGAUGAGACAUUGAAAGAGAAGAGUUUCCGAAACUCUUAUCCUCCAACUUCUAUCCCUGCGAAUGGUAAGACUUCAUUGAAUGCAUUACGUAUUCGGAGAUAUACUGACGGUUCUUUGUUUGAGAAGAAUGCAGGAAAAAGCUUCGAAGAUAAUUUGAAGGAUAGAAAUGGAGGCGAAAGAGAGUAUCCAUUAGGCCUUAAAGAUGAUUUGAAGGACAUGAGUGGAAGCAAAAUAAAUGAUUCAUUAGGCCUUAAAGAUGAUCUCAAGGAUAGGAGUGGAAGCAAAAGAGAGGAUCCAUUAGGCCUCCUUAAAGAUGAUUUUAAAGAUAAGAAUGGAAGCAAAAGAGAGUAUCCAUUAGGUCGUAAUGAGUGGAGAUCAAGUUUGAAAUUGGACGAAAAUCCUCGAAACCCUGUUAAAGCUUCAUCAAGAGGAAAAUCUGUUAGGACUAUCAGGACUCAUCGAUUUACAGAAAAGGCGACAAGUGUUGCAGGAAAUGUCGAAAAGGAUGGAGUUCUUAAGGGAAAAAAUGAGAUGAAAAGUGAAGGUUUUCAUAAUCAAUCCACCAGUGCUAGAAAGCAGGAUCUUGAUAAUCACUAUCCCAUGCAAAAACCAACAUUCUCAGAGUUUGCAGUGGAGUCUAAAGAAGAAUCAGCUAGUGAGGUUGAAAAUUCUCAAUUGAACUCAAAUCAAGAGGCUGUGACCAAGUGUGUAAAUGAUGCUGCUGACUCUGACUCCAAUGAGGUUGAUAAGAAGGCUGGUGAGUUUAUAGCUAGAUUUAGAGAGCAGAUUAGGCUUCAGAAAAUGGCAUCAAUAGACAGAUCCAAAGGGCUUAACUAUUUUACGUGACUAUAGCUUAUGCUUCUGCAUAAAUUUCUAACAAAGUGGAUAGAUUUUUAUUAUCAUGUCUAUGGAAUUUGAUCCUCCAGGAUUCCAUUUAUUUAUUUAUUUUUAUUUCCUUAUGUGAUUAGUUUUGUACACAUCUGCACUAUCUGGUGGAAGUUUGUAUUCUCUGCAUCCACCAUGGCCAUAGGAGAACUGAAAAUACUUUUCUCAAUUCUCCUAUAAAUCAGAUGAUGAUGAUGCUUUGUUCUACUUCUUUUUCAAAUAUUUUUCAUCAUUGAUCAGCUCAAGGCAUGGUUUAUUCUA